Molecule: messenger RNA, 2045 nt
Organism: Mesoplodon densirostris (Blainville's beaked whale)
Lineage: Eukaryota; Metazoa; Chordata; Mammalia; Artiodactyla; Ziphiidae
Gene: OSGIN1
Product: oxidative stress induced growth inhibitor 1
Exons: 7
Coding region: 248-1684 (478 amino acids)
Molecular function (GO): oxidoreductase activity
Source: RefSeq, a predicted model, not a curated record
GCCUCUUGGAUCCCCACGGGGUGAUGGGUGUCCUGCUCCCUCGGCCGGCACCGUGAGCCCUGGUUCUCCUAGUGCCUGACCAGGCCAGCCUCACGAGUGUCCUCGACCCCUGCCCAUCAGAUGAGGAAACUGAGACGCAGAGAGGUCGCCAGCUCAGAAGUCCCUCUCCAGGGCCAAGUCCACUGAAGACCCGAGGGCCGGAUUGUGGGGUUGCUGCCAGCCCCGAGCCCCCCCGAGAGCCCCAGCCAUGAGCAACGGGUGGAAGGACCACCUUGGUGCCAGCGGUUCAGAGCCCCUCCCGGUCGUCAUCAUCGGCAAUGGUCCCUCGGGCAUCUGCCUGUCCUACCUGCUCUCGGGCUACAACCCCUACGUGAAGCCGGAUGCCAUCCACCCACACCCUGUGCUGCAGAGGAAGCUCACCGAGGCGCCGGGGGUCUCCAUCGUGGACCAGGACCUGGAUUACCUGUCCGAAGGCCUUGAAGGCAGGUGCCAAAGCCCUGUGGCCCUGCUGUUUGAUGCCCUCCUGCGCCCAGACACAGACUUUGGGGGCAACGUGGAGUCUGUCCUCACCUGGAAGCACCAGAAGGAGCGAGCCAUCCCCCACCUGGUCCUUGGCCGGAACCUGCCAGGGGGGGCCUGGCAUUCCAUUGAAGGCUCCAUGGUGACCCUGAGCCAAGGCGAUUGGAUGGGGCUCCCUGACCUGCAGGUCAAGGACUGGAUGUGCAGGAAGCGAAGAGGUCUUCGUAACAGCCGGGCCACGGCCGGGGACAUCGCCCACUACUACAGGGACUAUGUGAUCAAGAAGGGCCUGAGCCACAAUUUCGUGUCUGGCGCCGUGGUCACAGCCGUGGAAUGGGGAACGCCCGAGCCCAGCGGCCCCGGGGCCCGGGACCCCAGCCCCCUCUUCCAGGUGAACGGCUUGGUGACCGCCGAGGACCAGAGCCAGCAGCCCUUCUCCCUAUGCGCCCGCAACGUGGUCUUGGCCACUGGCACGUCUGACAGCCCGGCCCGGCUGGGCAUCCCCGGGGAGGCCCUGCCCUUCGUCCAUCAUGAUCUGUCGGCCCUGGAGGCAGCCACACGGGCAGGCACCACGUCCCCGUCCUCGGACCCCGUGCUCAUCAUCGGGGCGGGACUGUCGGCUGCCGACGCGGUCCUCUACGCCCGCCACUACAACGUCCCUGUGAUCCACGCCUUCCGCCGAUCCGUGGACGACCCCGGCCUGGUGUUCAACCAGCUGCCCAAGAUGCUGUACCCUGAGUACCACAAGGUGCACCAGAUGAUGCGGGAGAAGUCCAUCCUGUCGCCCGGCCCCUACGAGGGCUACCGGAGCCUCCCUGAGCACCAGCUGCUGCUCCUCAAGGGGGACCGCCAGGCUGUGUUCCGGGACCCCCAGGGCCUCCAGAAGGUCUUUGGCGUCGCCCUGGUGCUGGUCCUCAUCGGCUCCCACCCUGAUCUGUCCUUCCUCCCGGGGGCAGGAGCUGACCUCGCCAUGGACCCCAACCAGCCACUGAGCGCCAAGAGGAACCCCAUUGACGUGGACCCCUUCACUUACCAGAGCAUCCACCAGGAGGGCCUGUAUGCCGUGGGGCCACUGGCCGGGGACAACUUUGUGAGGUUUGUGCAGGGCGGGGCCCUGGCUGUGGCCAGCUCCCUGCUGAGGAAGGAGGCCAGGAAGCCGCCCUAGCACCUGGCCUGGCAUCCUUGCACCCAGGCCCUAAAGAGGAGGGGAGAGCACCACGGCCCUGCUGGACGCAGAGCCCAUCCCAAGAUGCCCCAGUGAUGGAAGGGGGCCUCUCCUGGCAGGAGACGGGAGCGGCCACGAGCCCAUGCAACAGCCCUCUCAGAUGAAGGGUGAGAAACCCAGGCUGCCAGGACUCAGACCAGGGUGGAAACAGUGACCACAGGACAGGGUAGGCCCAGACCUGUAUUUGGGGGUGAAAGCUGCCGCUGUGAGCUGGGAUCAGCGGGGCCAGCUGAGCGCCGAGCCAGGAGGACCCCAGGCCCUGCCCUUUCCAGAAUCGGGUCCCAAAUAAAACCAGCGCCUG